Bipolaris sorokiniana ND90Pr is the source of this 539-nucleotide messenger RNA. RefSeq lists its product as uncharacterized. The record is from RefSeq and is a predicted model, not a curated record. NCBI's taxonomy places the organism in Eukaryota, Fungi, Ascomycota, Dothideomycetes, Pleosporales, Pleosporaceae. The transcript has a single exon. The coding region runs from base 145 to 486 and encodes 113 amino acids.
AUCUAGAUGUCUAACCGAGUGUGCCCGCGCGUGUUUAUGAUUUCCGUCUUGACAAUGAAGGUUUGACGCUUAAAAGGAAAGGAAUAGAGCGAGUCUGUCCCCCUCGCCCCUGCUCGCCGAAAUCUCUCGGCUGAAUAUGCAUGCAUGGCCUGCACAUUCGCUUGCUGGCUCACUCCCUCACGCCUCUCUCCCUCUCCCUCCCUUUCGCUCCUCACCACCCCUCAUCCUUGUCUUAUAGGCCGCGGCGUAGAUCGCCACCAUCAUCGGACUACGCACCCCUCCCUUUUCUUCCACCCCCCUGCCUUGUCCGCUUCAACCACCACAUCACUUGCAUGCUUACGAGCUGUCUGCCCUUGCCCCAUUCCCUUUUCACUCUUCCGCUCUGCUUUGCGCACCUUGCCACGUAUAUGCCGCUGUCGCCAUAGCACACCUUGUCCCCUUCUUUUCCUAUUUUUACUUUUUUGCUUACCGACGCUUAGGCUUUGAGCUGCAAGGGGAAGGAAUGCCAGCCCCUCGCAAUCCCCCCUCCUCUCUCGUCU